This is a messenger RNA of Hermetia illucens (black soldier fly), 1737 nucleotides long. RefSeq lists its product as uncharacterized. The record is from RefSeq and is a predicted model, not a curated record. Lineage: Eukaryota; Metazoa; Arthropoda; Insecta; Diptera; Stratiomyidae. The transcript is spliced from 6 exons. Bases 633 to 1550 code for a protein of 305 amino acids.
GGUUACGAUUUCUGGAAUUAUAGGUGAAACGGGUUUUAUUGUUUUUUUUCGAGGAUUCUGGAUUUGGACCCUCAUUUCUGGAAUGAUAUAUGUGAGGUUUGAUGAUAGUGUCUCAUGUGACCUAGGUUGACUUCGCCAGGCCAAUAAAGCACAUACCCAUGUAGGUAUACAACGUACUUCCGAAUUAGCGGUAUUGUGUAAAGUGUACUAACCACGAUGCGAAAAUAACGCAUGUUAUGGAAAAUGUAAAUUAUCACGCCACACCCUGAGCUUUUGAUGAUCGGUUCGAAAAUUAAUAUAAUUAUUUGAUUUAAGCAUCCAGAACCGAAUUUGGGAGAAGGUGAUGUAGGUGAAAUUCAUCUAACAAUAAUCAGAAAGACUGUUGUUGUGGGCUCAUUAUUGAUACAAAUCGACUAAGUAGGAUUCACUUACCGGUUUGGAAUUAUAACCCCCGGGAAAUUGUGGGUUCGUUAGAGUGCUCCUAAUUGAUUUGUAUGGUUAUCAGGUGACCACAAAAUAAUGUGAUGUAACAGAAAUUUAUUUGAAAAUAUCCAUGUGUUGAUGAUUGAAAUUAGUUAAGGUUUCCCACGAAGUUUCACCCAAUUCACAUCCUAACGACGCUGCCAUCAAGCAUGGAUUACUGGCCGCUGUUCCUGCUAUUUAUUUUUGCUACAGGGCAACGUAAAACCGUGAAUGGACUGUUCGUAACAAACAUCGAAGUUCCGGAAAUUGUUGAUUAUCGUGUCCGAGUGAAAUUAUCCUGUAGCUACAAUAUGAGCGGGCACAAGCUCAACUCCGUGAAAUGGUACAAAGAUGGCGAGGAGUUUUUCAGAUACUCGCCAAUGACACCGCCCACAUUCUCUCAAUUUCAUGUAGCCGGCGUUACCAUUGUUCGUGAUAAUUACUUCUGCAACGAGAAAACAUGUAGCAUAGAAAUAAAGGACCUGAAGCUAUCAUCGUCAGGUGCUUACCGUUGUGAGGUUUCUGGCGACGCUCCAGCAUUCAAGCUGACCAGCCGUACGGCCAACAUGACAGUAGCUGCUUUGCCUCAACACGAACCCUUGAUAAAUGGAGUGAACAGGACAUACAGAGUGAACGAUUUCAUCGUCGCCAAUUGUUCAUCGGAUUGGUCCAGUCCUGCGGCCACACUGACGUGGUACAUAAACGAUGAAAAGGCAACGUCAGACAUGGUUCAGCCCAUGCAGGAGACAACAAUGACGACAAAUGACGGAUUCGCCGUACGACUGAGGAGUUUAGAGCUUCGAUUUGUUUUCGAUAAACAUCGAGACAUGAUGUAUUCGAGGGAUAUCCUCAAACUCAAGUGUGUGGCCGAUAUUAAUGAUAUUGGAUUUCUGCGGCGUGAGAAGGAGACGAAAUCGUACAUUAUUAGGGAUGAUAAUCUAAGAAAUUCGAAGCUGAUAACGUCGAGGAAUUCAGCCAAUGUGAAAACCUCCACAACAACGCCUGCAUUGACUCUGGCGUAUCUCGUUUUGAUGCUGACUGUCCAGGUUUGCCUGCACUCCCCAACCCGGAGUGGCGCUUCUAGGUAGUUAGUUUAAUCAAUUUUAGGUGGUAAUUUUGUCUAUAGUUUAAAAUUUAAAACUGUUUUCUACAUAACUCAUUUAAAAAGUAAAAAAAAUAAUAACCAAAUCAAAAUAAAGAAAGUUGUAUAAAGGCAGCAAUGAAAGGUACUGAAAGAUUAUUGAGAAAUUAUUUUGAAUCUGCGAGUGACUGAGA